AUGUGGUUCCAGGUCGCUACUCUGUGUUUGGUGGUGAUUGCGGCGAUGGCGCAUCCGCCGGCAACAUCCCAUCAAUUUCGGGUGGAUCAUCACGAUCACCAUGAUCACCAUCAUCAUGUAGAUCACCAUAACAAUCAUCAUCACCAUGAUGAUCAUGACCAUCAUAGCCACCAUGAUCACCAUGACCACCAUGAACACCAAGCAUAUCACGGACACCAUGGCCACGAUGGACAUCACGACCACCAUGGACACCACGGACACCAUGAUCACCAUGUAACACAUCAACAACAUGGGCACUUGGACCACGCUUCGUCAUACCCUUCAUACCAAUUCUCCUACUCAGUUGAUGAUCACCACACCGGCGACCACAAAUCCCAGUCAGAAACGCGUCAUGGUGAUCAUGUAACAGGAGAAUACUCCCUCGUGGAGCCCGAUGGCAAUGUGAGAUCUGUUCAUUAUAAUGCAGAUGACCACCACGGUUUCAACGCUGUCGUACAUAACAGAUUUGCCCACCACCAUAUCAUCCCACAUCAUGAUCACCAUCAUCAUCACGAUCAUCAUGACCAUCACGAUCAUCAUAACCAUCACGAUCAUCAUAACCAUCACGAUCACCAUGAGCAUCACCAUCAUCAUGACCAUCACGAUCAUCAUGACCAUCACGAUCAUGGACACCAUGAGCAUCAUAGUCAUCAUGAUGGGCAUCAUGAACACCACCAUGAUCAUCAUCACUAG
Molecule: messenger RNA, 732 nt
Organism: Bombyx mandarina (wild silkworm)
Lineage: Eukaryota; Metazoa; Arthropoda; Insecta; Lepidoptera; Bombycidae
Product: histidine-rich glycoprotein-like
Source: RefSeq, a predicted model, not a curated record